AUGGCCUCCCAACCAACCCUCACAACCUCAAUGCAGCCACCACCAGGCCCGAACACCCCCCUCGCCCUCCCAACAUCAACCACCAACCAAAACCCACAAACCUUCAACGCCGCAAUGAAAGUCCGCAUGCGCGUCUUCGUCGACGAGCAAAACUGCUCUGCAACCGCCGAAAUCGACUCUGACGAUUCCCGGAGCUGGCACUGGGUCAUCAGCGACAACACCCGCACCAGCAGUGACAGUGACCAACCCAUUGCCGUGAUCCAAUGGGAUUGGCAUCAUGAGCCGUGCAUCAAGUUAACUCGGGUCGCGGUGGUCCCGGAAUACCGCGGGCUCGGCCUCGGGCGACGGCUCGUUGAUACAGCGCUGGAAUGGGCGAGUGCGCAUGCUGGCGAGAUUAAUGCGGCGAUGCGUGAUGUGGCGGGACGGGAGGGAAUCCAGUUGAAAGAGGGGCUAGGGUCGUGGAAAGGGUUGGUGCUUGUUCAUGCGCAGGUGGAUGUGGAGCGGAUGUAUCAGGGACAAGGCUUUCAGACGGAUGAGUCCUUGGGCAGAUGGGAUGAGGAGGGGAUUGAGCAUGUUGGAAUGUUUAAGCGGAUUACUCUUGCGUAG
This is a messenger RNA of Penicillium waksmanii, 606 nucleotides long. RefSeq names its product GNAT family N-acetyltransferase. Lineage: Eukaryota; Fungi; Ascomycota; Eurotiomycetes; Eurotiales; Aspergillaceae. The transcript has 2 exons. Bases 1 to 606 code for a protein of 201 amino acids. The record is from RefSeq and is a predicted model, not a curated record. Gene Ontology annotation, molecular function: acyltransferase activity, transferring groups other than amino-acyl groups.